CCGAAAAUAUUUGCUUCCUAUUGGUUUUUUUGAGACAAAUUUGCAUCAACAUGUCUCCUCUAAAUACCAAUGACUUGAAACGGAUUUUCGAAAAGCUUGACCGAAAUGGUGAUGGCUUCGUGAGCCUUAACGAAUUCAAAUGGUUUCUCCAGAAAAUCGGAGUUCAAACUAGCUUAGAUGAAUUCGAGUCAUUAUUGGACAAAACGAGCCUUGAUCUUCUUGACUUUCUUUUCUUCUAUGAUACCAUGGUUAUGCAAAACAUUAAUGGUGAUCAAAGCAAAGGGGUUGAAGAGAAUAAGGACUUGGAGAGUGAUCUUGCUAAGGCUUUCAAGGUGUAUGAUUUGAACGGUGAUGGUUUCAUUUCAUGCGAGGAGCUCCAGAUUGUGUUGUCACAAUUAGGAUUGUGGAACGAGCAUUGUGGUCGGGAUAGCAAGAGCAUGGUUAAGGUAUAUGAUACAAAUUCUGAUGGGGUGCUCGAUUUUGAAGAAUUCAAGAAUAUGAUGUUGCUUACCACUUCUUAAAGACAUUUAUUUGGUAAAAGGUUUCACAUUGUUGUCAAAUUGUGAGGGUGAUUGUGAGGGUAAGCUACAUAAAUUUCAAUUGAAUUAGGUAGAGACUUGUUGUCCUUGAUUGUUACUAUUGUAAUUUUAAAUGCUAGGAAUAGUAUUAUAUUGUCUUGUUUCUCUUAGAAAUAGUGGUUUG
Camellia sinensis is the source of this 702-nucleotide messenger RNA. The record is from RefSeq and is a predicted model, not a curated record. Lineage: Eukaryota; Viridiplantae; Streptophyta; Magnoliopsida; Ericales; Theaceae.